Messenger RNA from Mesocricetus auratus (golden hamster), 2954 nucleotides. It is a transcript of the gene Cysrt1, whose product is annotated as cysteine rich tail 1. The record is from RefSeq and is a predicted model, not a curated record. NCBI's taxonomy places the organism in Eukaryota, Metazoa, Chordata, Mammalia, Rodentia, Cricetidae. Bases 2277 to 2705 code for a protein of 142 amino acids. The transcript is spliced from 2 exons.
GGGGCCAGUCUCCUAGCCGCCCCUCGAUCCACUCCUGGCCUGGCGUCUGCUCUCAGGGUCGACCUCCAAGCUAGCUACGGGCGGGUCAGGAUCUCCGCGUCGCCAACGUUCCCUUCCUUCUGAGCUGACACUGCGAGGAACCAAAUCCUCGCCGAAUUUUCUAAGGGAAACCUUCCCUUCAGUUGGAGCCUCACAAUGUCGGAGCAGGGGUCCCAGCGUUCCACCAGUGUCUCGUCUAUCUUACGAGCUCUGAAGGAGCAGGGUCCUUUCAUUCCAAACCCCGCCACACCCCCUGUGUGAACGCCGAGAGUUUUCCAACUCACUGACGUGUCCACAUUGCACCCAAGACUCAUCAACUCUAAGAGGGUGAUAUGACAGUAAAAGGGAUAAGGGGUGAAGCGGAUGCCAGAGGAGUGGAAGCGGGAGCUGGGGCGGUCGCGAGGAGGUUCGGACAGGCCGGGAGUCCGCGUGUCGGGUGGAGGGCUCACUAAGCACUCAGCUGCCUUUCUUGUAUCGCAUCAGGUCAGCACGUGCGUCUCAGUUACGUACUAAACUGACCCCACCCAGCAGAGGCCCCAUUCCUUUCGUCUUCCUCCUCCUACAUGGUCCUCCUCCACCUGGACUACACCUUUGCCUCAAGGGAGCCCUCCGACAGGAAAGGACAAAGGACACGCUGGGGACCAGGGUGUCCACAUGUUCAGAAUGCCAUUCUUUACCACCUCAUGGCCACCAUGCAGCAUGGUGCCAUACCUGUGACCAACACUGAGUCCUUGCCUGACCCUGGACAGUCCAGAAUUUAUUCAGGCCACAGCCCCCCUCUCUGUGCAAUCCAGACGAAGGGAGCAGUGUUCCUGGUGAGCCAAAGGGGGGCCGGGUUUUACAGCUCUAGGGAACCAAGGACGCACAUCAGGGCUCCGUCAGCAAGACCAGGUGAGAGAAGGGGUCAGAUGCGGGGAUGUGGAGGGGAGGUGUCUUGUGGGAUCCUGGCAUCAUGCUGGGGUAACUCAGGUAGUUAUGGCCAGAGAAAUGAAUGAGUCCACCCUUCCCGGGAGGGCUCUGUACCCUCACCCACCCACUCCGCCCGUGCACAAGGCCACCUACAGCCCCACCCUUUGCCUAGAGUCCCACCCCGUGAAAUAAAGCCACGCCCCGUGGGAGGAUAAGCGCUCCUCCCAUUCCCCCCGACGCAGUUCUAAGUUGAAUGGAGCAAAGCAAGGAUCCAUCCAAACCGGGUCUUUUGGGAAACCCUGGAGCGCGAAGGCUUCUGGGGAAUUAAGUUUCCACUGGGCACCUCGGCUGGGUUUACGCAUGCUCGCGGCUAGGGGCGGAGUCUACACGAGCGGUGGGCAAGGUUAGGGAUCCUACGUAGAAAGCUCGAUUUUCCACGUCUUAAGCAUGUUUCCCCCAGACCCAUUUCCUUCUACUUGCUAAGUUGCUCAACCUGCCUGACUGGCUCUACGCAGGCUACUCAGUCACCCUGGCUCGCAGUCCCUGUCCUACUUGGUCUCUCCUUCCUGGUGUUUUCCCGAGUGGUGUCCGAGCCCGUCCCACUGUAGUGUAGACCCAGAAGAGCUCGCCGGUUGGCCCAUAGGCUUGCAACUAUUGUCUCCCCUAGCCCCACUGUCAUUCUUCGUGUCCCCUAUGGGCGAGGAGGUAGAGGUACAAAAGCAAAAAAGGGUGCCAGGGACAAGAGUGGGUACAGAGGACAGAAAACUUUGGGGAGCUUUCACCCCAACUCACCAACACAGGGAAACUGCAGUUCCAGAAACAAGCUGAAAAUGUCACUUGUGUCUGAAGUCCAUGUCACCAAUUGUAUCUACAAAGUUGUGUCAAACAUUUUUUUAUUGUUGUUAUUAAAAUGGACAACCCUCCAAGUGGUCUCAAGAAUCCCAGUGUCUGCUGGGUACGGACAGUAGGUGGCAUGGAGGAACUCUGGACAGUGGCUCUAGAAUCCAAAGGCCUGCCUCCACUUCCUUCUUGAGGCCGUGACCCAAGGAGGUAGGACAUGCUCAGAUGAAUCGUGCUUGACUCACCCUCGAUUGGCAAAUGCCCCUUGGAGCCCAAACCUUGGCCUCCACCCAUCUGGGAAUGAGGGGUGACUGGCUGCUGUGCUCUAGUUGCUAAGGCCUCUUGGGAUCUUGGGAACCCCAUCUUUGAGCUCCACCCCAAAGCCCCACCCCUGUCUAGGAGGGAAAAGGCACCUGCUGGUAGCUCCGCUCACAGGCACUGGGACCUGAAGCUGGAAGACACUGCUGCUGCUUCCUGCAGCCUGAGCCAUGGACCCCCAUGAGAUGCUUACGAAGAAUCCAUAUGCCCACAUCAGCAUCCCUCGGGCUCACCUGCGGUCUGACUUGGGGCAGCAGUUAGAGGAGGUUCCCCCUUCAUCUUCCUCCUCUGAGACUCAGCCUCUGCCUUCAGGAGCCUGUGCCCCAGAGCCAGCGGGCGUCUUGCAAACCACCGAAGCCCCAGGGCCCAAGGGCAUCAAGGGGACCAAAGGUACUCCCGAGCAGAGCCAACAGACCUGGCAGUCACCCUGCAAUCCCUACGGCAGUGGGCAGCGUCCAUCAGGACUGACUUACGCUGGCCUGCCGCCCGUGGGGCGUGGUGACGACAUUGCCCACCACUGCUGCUGCUUCCCUUGCUGUUCUUGCUGCCACUGUCCACGGUUCUGCCGUUGUCACAGCUGCUGUUGUGUUGUCUCCUAGCCUGGCUAUCCAAUAACCAGGGCUGUGGGGCCCAGGCCUCAGCUCAAUGCCAAAGUGGUGCCGGACAUGAGAAGCGGCCAUUGUCACGGGCAUCAGCCACUUCCCGCUCUGGACAGGGGAGCCUGUCCACCAGGAAGGCUCAACUGGUGCCCUCUGGAAUACGGUCCCAGCCACUAGCCAUGUUGGCAGCAAUAGGGACACCCUUCACUUCCUGCAAGACUUUGGCAAUAAAGCGGGGUGAGCAUUGUG